AUGUCGUUGAAGUCGAGGAUGGAGAAUUCAAUGGUUGUCGCAAAUGGGAAGGUUAACAAACAUAUACCUAAUGAUCUUAUCUUCUUUGUUCUAUCUAAAUUACCUUUGAAGUCUUUGAAACGUUUUGGAUGCGUAAGUAAAUCUUAUGCCCUUUUAUUUGAAAACCCUAAUUUUAUGAACAUGUAUUGUAACAAUUUCAUUUCGAAUAGUCCUUCUUAUUGUGAUGAUACUUGUCUCCUUUUACAAGAGAUUAUCUCGCCUAAUUCUACUGAAGAACAUUCUGUGAUGUAUUUGCUUUCUGGCGAGAGGUUUGAGAACGUAGUCAAAAUUGAUUUACCGCCUCCGUUUUGCAAGGAUGACUAUGAUAUUCAUAUUUUAGGUUCUGUUAGUGUUAAUGGAACUUUCUGUCUCAUGCAACUAGAUAAAUAUUUUUUAUUAUGGAACCCAACUACAGAGGAAUUCAAAGCCAUUCCACCUAGCACUAUUGAUCUUGCACCACCUGAUCUAGAUCAUUUUUGGGACAAACAUGGAUUUGGUUAUGACCAUGUCAGAGAUGACUAUAAAGUGAUUAGAUGUGUAGAACUUGAUCCUGAUCUAAUCGAGUCUUUCUGUGAUAAUCUUGGUGUGGAACAUACACUGAUUUUGGAAGAUUUCUUUGAUGCUCCGUCAUGGGAGAUAUACAGUCUAAAAAGUAACUCUUGGAAGAAACUUGAUUUCAAAUUACAUGUUAGGAAAAUAGAUGGUGCUCGAGCAUACAUGGAUGGAAUGUGUCAUUGGCACGGUGGAGACCGGGGAAGUAUUAUGGGACAAUACUUGGUGUCAUUUGAUUUGGUAAACGAUGUGUUCAUUACGAUACCCAUUCCCUCAUACAUGAAAUUUGACUGGUGUUUUGAAUUAGUGCACUUGAUGAUGUUAAAUGGAUCUAUUGCUUUCAUUUCUAAUCACAGAAACACUGCUUAUGAAAUAUCAAUCUUGGGAGAACUAGGCGUCAAAGAAUCAUGGACUAAACUAUUCACUGUUGAUCUCUUACCUUUGAUUGAGCGUCCUAUCAAAUCAGAUACUGACCUUAUAUUCUUCGAAAGAAAAAGAGAAGGAGAAGGACUAUCCUGGUUUAAUUUGAACACUCAAAUAUUUGAGGAGCUUGAUGCGAAAGGACAACAUGUUCAUUAUCAUGUAGCAAUUUAUAAGAAAAACCAACGUAGGAUUGAAUAA
Molecule: messenger RNA, 1212 nt
Organism: Medicago truncatula (barrel medic)
Lineage: Eukaryota; Viridiplantae; Streptophyta; Magnoliopsida; Fabales; Fabaceae
Product: F-box protein CPR1
Exons: 1
Coding region: 1-1212 (403 amino acids)
Molecular function (GO): protein binding
Source: RefSeq, a predicted model, not a curated record